Messenger RNA from Opisthorchis viverrini, 504 nucleotides. RefSeq lists its product as hypothetical. The transcript is spliced from 3 exons. The coding region runs from base 1 to 504 and encodes 167 amino acids. Lineage: Eukaryota; Metazoa; Platyhelminthes; Trematoda; Opisthorchiida; Opisthorchiidae. The record is from RefSeq and is a predicted model, not a curated record.
AUGAAGGAAACUACUCACAAGGUUGCUGAAAACUCUUCGACAGCCCACGACCGGUUUCGCCCUUCUUGCGGCUCAUCCGGUAGGCGCAUUCCCCGAGUUUCCUUCAACCUUAUGAUCUACUUGAACCCAAAUUGGACUGUUUUUGAGAAGUACACUCAUUUGCAAAUCGAUUUGAUACACUUCAUUAGAUAUGCCGAAUUCUCAACUAUUGACAUCUUACACCACGAGCUCACGCGAGAUGCACCUGAAUUACCACGUCUGAACGGGCUCAUGCUUGUGCGCGGUCAAGGAUAUACACAGCCGAUGAAGUCUGCUGGGGCGAAACUCGAGUCCAGUGCUUCCCCCAUUUGGUUGUGGCUCAGGGAUCUAACUACGUCCGGAAGAGAGAAGCACCGUUUAAACAAGAGCGGUGUGGAUACAGACGACAGUCUGUAUCUGCAAAUUAACGCGGAGAACAAUGCAGCUGUUUUCGAUGAUAUUACGAACGAUGACGGGACGCAGUAA